CUUGUCCAAGUACGUGCACUAGUUGUUCCAUACCAAACUUCAGUACAAAUUCUACACGCGACGAAGUGCAAUGUUCUACAUGCACGACCGGACAUGUUCUCGAUAACGGCCGAUGUGUAAAAGCUUGCUCGGCCGGAAAAUUUGUUAGUCCAACUGAUCAAUUUACCUGCAUAGCCUGUGAUACUACUUGCGCUACAUGCAACGGUCCAUCAGCAUCUCAAUGUCUCUCCUGCUCCAACCCUACACAAUUUUCUCUGAAUGGCGUAUGUUCUGCAAACCCCUGUCCUUCGUCUUAUGUUGCAAUAAACACAACUUGCAUAAAGUGUCAUCCCGAUUGUUUGGAAUGCACAGGCCCUGGAUUAAAUCAAUGCACGAAAUGUCCACCGAAUCGUCCUAUACUUACUAAAGAAGGUCAAUGUGUUGAGGUUUGUCCAAUAGGAACUUUCGAGGAUUCAACAGGAAAAUGUCAAGCUUGUGAUCCUUCAUGUUCUUCGUGCACAGGUCCGAAAAAUAGUCAAUGUCUCGGAUGCACGGAUAAAUUGAAAAUUCUAACGAAUGGAACUUGUGGUGCUGGUUGUUCUAGCGGUACUGUGAUGCUCAUAUCCGAAAGAUUGUGUUAUAAUUUGAAUGAUAGCUUAAUACCUUCGGAUAAUUUCUCUGGCAAAAAUGAUAAUUAUUCUAGAAGAAAAUUAACGUGGUGGGAAAUCUUAUUAAUAGUAAUAACAGUAUUCCUUUUGUUGGUAUUGUUAAUAUUGGCGAUUAGAUUUUUCGCGGUGAGGAGACGAAGAGUAAAAACCAAUGAUUUCAGAGAUCAAAUUGACGAAAUCGCUGUGGCUAAGAAGAUGAAUGAUCUCAUGAAUUCAACCAACAAUUCGUUGACAUCAUCGCAAUCGUCAGACCCGUUCGACCACCAAAAACAACUACCAAGACCUGAGAUUCCUCAUUUGAGAAACGAGUUUGAUCUCGAAUCAUCAGUGGCAUUUAAUAACAACGGUUCUGAUCGGAACCAAUAUCAAAGAGGAAGAACUUCAUAUUUGGGAAAAGAUUACCUAAAAUGGAAAGUUGGUAAGAAAUUUGGAGAUUCGUUGGUUGAAGAGGCAUCAAACAAUUAUAGUGGAAAUUGGGAUGGAUUCAACGCUGUGCUCGCAAGUGGAAGUCGAAGCUCAUUGAAACGAUCAAGUAGUGGUGUACGAAGGAGCGGAAAUGUCAUAAUGGGAAGAUUUGGAUAUACGAAUCAGGUUAGACAAAGUGGGAUGGGAAACAUCAGGAAUCCUUUUGGAGACAAUAGCAGUAGCAUUUACAGUGUCAAUAGUAUAGGAAAUAAUAGUAUCGGUGAAAAGA
Molecule: messenger RNA, 1341 nt
Organism: Acaulospora morrowiae
Lineage: Eukaryota; Fungi; Glomeromycota; Glomeromycetes; Diversisporales; Acaulosporaceae
Source: the annotation of a GenBank genome assembly